This is a messenger RNA of Didymodactylos carnosus, 741 nucleotides long. The record is from the annotation of a GenBank genome assembly. NCBI's taxonomy places the organism in Eukaryota, Metazoa, Rotifera, Eurotatoria, Philodinida, Philodinidae.
AUGUCAUCGUUAACUCAUUCUCAGUUAGAAUUAUCAUCGAUGAUCGAUCAUACACUACUAAAACAAGAUUCAACAGAUGAACAAAUUAUUACAUUGUGUUCUCAAGCUGUUCAAUAUCAAUUUGCCAGUGUUUGUAUUCAACCAACGUAUGUUGAAUUGGCUCAUAAACAUUUAAAACAACAACAACAACAACAGAUAUCAAAAGUAAAAGUGUGUACAGUAAUUGGUUUUCCAUUAGGUUCGAAUACAACACAGACAAAAUUAUUUGAAUGCCAACAGGCGAUAGAACAAGGAGCAGAAGAAAUUGAUAUGGUAAUUAACAUUGGAAAAGUAAAAUCAAAACAGUGGGAUUAUGUAGAACAAGAAAUUAAACAAUUGAAAGAUAAAUGUAAAAAUUUAGUAUUAAAAGUAAUCAUAGAAACUUGUUUGUUGACACGUGAAGAAAAAAUUCAACUAUGUCAAAUUGUAACACGAUGUAAAGCCGAUUAUAUUAAAACAUCAACUGGAUUUUCAACUGGUGGUGCAACUUUAGAAGAUAUUAAAUUGAUGAGAGAAAAUUGUGGUGAAAAUGUAAAAAUAAAAGCAUCGGGUGGAAUUCGUGAUAUUAAAUUUGCAAAAGAAUUAAUCAAAGAAGGAGCAACAAGACUAGGUACAAGUUCAGGAACAAAAUUAGUCGAUGAUUUAUUAAAUGAUCAGGAAACAACAACAACGAAAACAACAACUGAUCAAGGAAAUUAUUAA